CGUGGGUCACGAGCGCAGCCCUUUUUCUCUCUCCAGCACGUUUGCGGUCCGAUGACAUUGCAAUGAGGGAUUUAAAACAAUCGUAGAAUUCCUGAUUCAUUGUCAGUCUGAGCCGAUUCACUGGGUCACAUCUCGUGCCAGCCUCCCCACCCCCUCCCCCCUCCCGGGUGCCAGCGGCAGGUUGCUAUGGAGAACUCCUCGGUGGCGUCUGCGUCCUCGGAGGCUGGCAGCACGCGCUCCCAGGAGAUCGAGGAGCUAGAGCGCUUUAUCGACAGCUACGUGCUGGAAUACCAGGUUCAGGGCCUGCUGAGCGACAAGACCGAGGCGGAUGUGGAUGGGGAGAAGGCCCAGUCUCAUGUGUCACAGUGGACUGAAUACUGCAGUGACAAGAUAGAUGGGAGCUGGUCGUCGUCUCGAGGGAGGGGAUCUACCAAGCCAGAUGACUGGGAGCACAGCAGCAAUGGCAGCACUGGAUCACGACCCAGUUCAGGGUCCCGGCCCGGGUCUGGAUCUAGGUCAGGCAGUCGAGGGCGGAGCAAUCAAUUCCGAGGCCCUGCAAAGAAUGGAAACAGGGAGGGCUCCUUUGAUAUACUGGGAACUGACAUUUGGGCUGCCAACACUUUGGAUUCUCACGGAGGAGCGACCUGGGACCUUCAGCCAGAGAAGCUUGAUAUCUCGCAGUUUCACCGGAAGCCAUUCAGGGGGACGCCGAAGCCCCUCCCACACUUUGACCGAGAAGGGAUGAUGAAAGGGAAAUUCGAUGAUGACGAUGGUAUUGACCUGAAUGACAUGGAGAAGUUCCUUCCUGGCUUCCCAGUCUACCCUCCGCUCCCGAAUGAGGCUGAGAUUGCACACGCGAAGAAGCUGUUUCGCCGGAGGAGGACCGGCCGCCGACACACACACACCUCCCUGGAGCAGUUAAUCGUGGUGCUGCCCUUUGACGGUAGACGGCAAGUGACCAGGAGACAGCAGCGAUUGCAAGGAGUUGGGAAGUCCCAGAAUCCUCAGCAGCAACAGCUGCCACAGCAGCUGCAACAACAACCACAACAACAACCACAACAACAACAACAUCCACAACAACAUCCACAACAACAACAACAUCCACAACAACAACAACAUCCACAACAACAACAACAACAACAACCACAGCAACAACAACAACCACAGCAACAACAACAAGCACACCAACAGCAGCAGAAUGCCGAGCAUUCGGCAGCCAACACCAAACAUGUCCGCGAACAUGGCCGCCAGUUCCAGAACCAGAGUCCACACCCAUCUGGGCGCCACCACUGCUACAGCCAGAACUGGCGCUGGAACCAUAACCAGAAGUACCCAGUGGCGGCGCUAGGGGGGGCCACUGAUGACAAGGGAGCUCUCAGAGACACCAAAGAGACUGACAAUGUGAGGGUGGAGGAACCGCCCCCACCCCGGGGAGAGCCAGUGGCCGAGCGUAGCCAUGGCGACCGGCAGGGCCGCGCCCCACCCGCGGAGGACAAACACGCAGAAAGCUACUCAGCAGGGCCCAAAGUCAGCCUACUGCAGUCAUCCAAGGAGAGGCUGAGGCGCAGGCUCAAGGAGAAGGAUGAGAUCCCGGUGAAAACCACCAAUCGGCAGAGGAACCGCAUGGACAAGCUGAUGGAGAUCCUCAACAGCAUGCGGAAUAACAGCAGCGAGGUGGACAGCCAGCUGACAACCUUCAUGGAGGAAGCCCAGAACUCCACCAACUCCGAGGAGAUGCUGUCUGAGAUCGUGAGCACCAUCUACAACAAGGCCGUGAGCGACCGCAGCUUCGCCUCUACUGCUGCCAAGCUGUGUGAUAAGAUGGCACUCUUCAUAGUUGAAGGCACCAAGUUUCGUUCCCUGCUGCUCAACAUGCUACAGAGAGAUUUCACCCGACGGGAGGAGCUCCAGCAAACGGACGUUGAGCGAUGGCUGGGCUUCAUCACCUUCCUCUGUGAGGUUUUCGGGAUCAUGAGGAGCAGUGCCGGCGAACCCUUCAGGGUCCUGGUGUGCCCGAUCUACACCUGUCUCAGGGAGUUGUUGGAAUCUUCAGAAGUAAAGGAGGAUGCGGUGCUGUGCUGCUCUAUGGAGCUGCAGAGCACCGGUCGCCUCCUAGAGGAGCAGCUGCCGGAGAUGAUGACGGAGCUUCUGGCGGCAGCCCGGGACAAGAUGCUGUGCCCGUGCGAGUCGCAGCUGACGCGCUCCCUGCUCAUGGAGGUCAUCGAGCUGCAUGCCCACCAGUGGAGCCCCCUGGAGGCUCUCACCACACAGUACUACAACAGGACCAUCCAGAAGCUCACAGCCUGAGACUCCCGGAGGGUGAUCGCCGUGCCGUCGCCACGGCGACAUCAUCCGAAAGCCCGCUGCUUCUUUGGGGCGGGGAGGGGGAGGGGGCAGCUGGGCCAGGGUGAGGGGGUCAGGGGACGUAGACAGACUUGUCACUGCCGACACUGCCUGUGACGAAAGGGGUUUGUGUGCCGCCCACGCAGAAGCCGGAGGGCGACAAAGGAAACACGUGACGGAGAGGUGUCCCAGCACGACUGGGAAUAGGGCUUUUUCAGAGGAAAGGGAGAGCAGGGCGGGGGGGCGGGAUUUGGCUUUUCUUCUUCUCUUUUGUGUUCGUGUGCCAAGUCCCCCCCCCCCCAGCACCAAAAAGCAAACACUUGCUCUCAGCUCCACAGAGGUCACAUUUAGCCCUCCGAGGUGUCUUCUGUGAGGUCAAAUGAACAGACUUUUCGGAGUGCAGUCAUGAGUCAUUCCUGGAUCUGCCCCGCUGCGCCUUUAUGUGGCUGCUGCCUGCUGGCCAACUCAGUGGCAGAUGGCCACUGGGACGUCAAGAGCCGGCACACUCCUGGGUCCCGGCCCGCACCCCAUUGGCUGCGGGGGCUGGGGGGCGGGGCAGCGAGGCCCCUGCAUUGAGGGCUCUGUCGUUUUCCCUCCUUUUCUGUUCGUGUCGUCCUCCAUUGAGCUGAGCUUGCUCCUACGACAUUAUUUUAUUAUUCUUUUAAAUCAUGUUUAAAGAUAUUUUAGGGUAUAAUUGCACAGCUCUGAUUUGAUUUGCACUGUUUCAAGACAGUUGUUUUAAAUGCGGAGAGCAGCACGUCUUAGAACAUUUCUCCAAGACUGCAGUAAAAGCUUCAGUAGCUGGAGAAUUGGAUGUAAUCGAAGGGAUGCUUUUGGAGUAAUAACAGAGAAUGUAUUUAAAGAACAUGGGAGAGGCUAUUGACCUACACAGUGUGAAGUAUGUCCGUAUUUACUAAGCAACAUAUGUGUUGAAGCCUUGUAGUAUAUGAUAGGAAAUCUGACAUUCCCUUGCAAAUUCAAGCUUUUAAAAAUAAAAUACAAAUCAGAAGUUGAAGAAAGCAGGCGUUCAUCGCCAGGCUUUCACCAUUCUGCAGUGGUUAUAUUUUUGCAAGUUUUUUUUUUUUUUUUUUUUGUGAGACGUCUCCUGAUUUUGCAGCUCUGUAUGAUUGGUGUAUUUGCAGAUGCUAAAAUAUUUUAAGCAUCGUGUCAGUCGCUAAUGCUGGCUUCUGCAAAUAUGUAUAAUAUUGUAUUGACAGGCCCAGCCAAGGGCAAUAUGGUAUAUAAUCUCAUAAACAGUAUUCAUGAAAUAUUAAGAGUAAGCAGAGCGAGGUCGAAGAAUACUGGUGCAGGAAUCGCUUAUGUCUUUAGGUAAUUUUCGAAUGUAGGGCUUACAUUUUAAGUCUUUUAAAAAAGACUGAAGUGUUUUGGAUAAACACCAGUCUUCAGACACUACUUAUGUGUAAGCUCUUUUUUUUAAAAUUAUUCUCUGUGGGCAAUCUUGUGUUUUAAUUUUAGUCUUGCACCAAUAAUCUAGCUCUUGUGCUAUUUUUUUAUUUAAGCUUUUAUUUAAUGUCAUAUUGUUUUUAAUGGGUUCCAUGAUGUAAGUUAUACAUUUAUAAUAUACUUGGCUGUUUAGUACACGUGUGAGCCUUCUGUGUGCAAGCUUGUGGUUCUGUUGGUCAGUUCACAUGUACGGAUCUGGUCUUCUCUUUCAUCCAGACUCAGAUUCCGUCUUAAGAACUGUGCUCCUUGAUGCCCCUGGUCCUGCAUAGUCAUGUGACCAUCAUUGAAUUAAAAGCCCUCAGUCUGGCCACAUCUAAGGCAUUUAAACAUCCAUUUGCAUGACUACUGUGAAUUUAUUAGGCUAGAUAUUGGCCAGAGGUAAUGGUCAUGAAUACGUUGAAAAAUUAAAAGAUUUCAAUAGUGCCAGUGUGUCAUCUUCUCCCAUCAUCUCUCAGCUUCUGCUGCAUUACGAAAGUGGGCAAUGUACCCCCAGCCAGUUUGGUAAGAUGAAGGAAGUGAUCAAUGGUCAGCAGCAUUAAUUGUUCUUUCGUGCUUUAUCUGUACUGUAAUUUGAGUUCUGUACUGUUCUUCGGAGAACUACAUUCAAAAAGCUGUGGUUCUCCCACACACACUCUUUGUGGCUUGUUUAUAACCAGUAGUUGGAGUGUUGUACACUUUUUAAUUAGGGUGCUUUUCUACUGCUCUAGGUACUGAACUUUCGGUACUUCAGAAUGGUACCAAAGUUAAUGGUACUUGUGUUUUUCUUCUGGCAUGAAAAUCUGGUACUGCCGCAGGAUGACAUCAUCACAACACAAGGCGGGGGAUUUGUACUGAAUUUGAAAAUGGUUACUAUGUUACAGGGCUGGCCGAUGUGCGAUAUUAAUAUUGUUGUGCACAUGUAAUUCUCACAUCACAAGGACCACGAUAGUCAGGUGGUCUAAGAUCUAGCUUUUUCCUACCUUCAUCUUAUACAAAUAUUAUACCACUGUAUAUGGUAUUUUCAAAAUGUUAUUUUGCAAAACAUUUCCGGUAUUUUGAAGUCUUGCUGACAAGAUUCCGCGGUUUAAGUCUCACUAAAACAUUUUAAUCUGUCCAAAGAAACAAUUUAGCAAGCUUUGCAACUUCAGCAUUUGUCCAUGCAUCCAUUGUAAUAAUUUAUUUUAAAAUUUUGUUCAGUAUUGUUUUCUGACUUCACAACUACGCCUUCUCAAGGUGCAGGUUGUAUUUUGUGUGUUUCAGAGGCAGGUUAUUUGCAUGGCCAAUUACAAUGAACACGUUUACAAGUAGCACCCUAAAGUACUGAAGGGACUGCCCUUGCUGGCUUGCUGCUUUGGUGCUGGACCAGAAAUCAAAGAAAAAAGGAACAUUUUUGAUACCAAAGGUUUGGUACCUGGUGCAGUGGAAAAAAUACCCUUAGACUGCUGUUUGGCUAUGCUGCUGUUAUUUACAUUAGAAUGGAAAAGCACACAGAACGAGCUUAGCUCAGCACUUCAUGUCCAAGAGGUAUCCAGGUCAUCCUCUUAGCCUUCUCUGUGUGAAUCUCCUUUCAGAACCUGUGGGUAGCCUUGAUCUGAGACCCCGGCAGGGUUAUGUGCUGCAGGGUGGGUCCCUUCGGCCAGAAAGCCCGCCUCCCUCCAGCCAUCUCCAGGCACCCACAGAUGUCCUUCAAACCACUGCAAAUGGAUCAGAAUCUCUCCUUUUAUGAAUUUAAGGGAGCCUGAUAUGUGUUGUUGAUGAAAUGUUGGGUGUGAAGCAGCGAGACUCGAACAUUUAUUCCUGUAAAGUGUCUUUACUUUCCAGAUAAAGUAAAUGUGUUAAUUGAAAUAAAUUUCUAAUCAAUAAAUGGGCCAAAAAAAAACAAAGGAUUGAGGAAGGAGUAGUUUACAGUGCGGUAAUAAAUUAGAAAAACAGUGAAAUAUUUCAUAGGAGGUGUGUAUUUUUACAAGAGGGACUGAAAUAUAGGAAAACAUUACAGUGGGAGAAGAAAAAUGAAAAUAGUGAGUCAAAUAAAAUCUUAUUCCAUAUCAUGCGUAAUAACCAUGAAACAAACUAUUAAAUUGUGGGAGAACAUCACAAAUCAGGGCUGUAGUGAAGAUUCAGUGGUUUGAUCUCAAAAAAACAGAAACAACAAUUGAUUUGACAUAAGAACAUAAUGCAUAAAUAUUUUCAAAAAAUCUAGCACUGUUUCGGAGAGUCGUGCAUGAUUCUAUAAAAAAAUAUCUGCAUUAAAGUGUUACCAAGGAAACGGCUCAUCUCAAAUAUACUCUGGGAUUUGUCUGGAGUUUCAAAAAGUUAUUUUUUUGUUUCAUAUUUGUGAUGAUUCAUUUAAAGAGCUCAUACCCAGCUAAUAUGGGAGAUUUCACAGCACACGUCGAAAGUGAACUGAUACUAUGGUAGUUUAACCAUAAAAUUGAUACAAGCGCAGGAAAACUGAUCUUGCCAAGGUCCAUGGCAAAUAUUUUGCACUUUACCAGAAUAAUAGUCUGCAGUUUGUUACCUGCAGGCAUAACUUGGGAAAAUCAUUAUGAAAUUAAUAUGUAAAGUAACAGCAGUGUUACUUUAUAUGUGGAGAAAAAUCAUUUGUUUUAUUUCUAUUUUUUUCAUUCUUUCAAAUGCCAUUAUUCUGCAUUUAACUGUAGAUUCUUUUUUUGCUCUGAGUGUAGUUGCAAGCAAAAAAGUAAUGUGAAUAUGUGCAAAAGACACUGCUUUGGUAACCCUAAAAAUAAAAAAGUACAACUGUGCCUGAUGCCUGUCGUCAGACUGCAGUGAAGAUCACGCAAGAUAAACGUCAAAUCAACCUAAAACGGGACCACAUAGGACUGAGUGGAAAAUGGAGCUGGUAACCGUGCGUAUCCUCAUUCUGUGUACUAGAUGCUGCCAUAUGUGCUUUGCAUUAAAGCAGGUUUAGAAACAAUGACAUCCGAAAGAUUUAUUUCCUAAGCUUUAAAUUAUUAUGACUAUUUAAUACUUGAAAUAAUAAAAAUAACAGCUUUUGCGUUGAACUGAUUCAUUCACGGGUUGUUUCAAUUUCUUCUUGAAAAUGGGGCCAAAUUCACAUGCUUGACGAAGGUCUUUGAUUUAAUUACCCAUUGAGCCUUACAUACAUAGCCUGUUUACUAUGGUUAUACUUUAAAGCUAUAUGUAAGGCAAACUGGUUAAAACUGGCUAAGGUAUGCUGUUUCAAUUGGGUAAACGCCCUUGCUAGCUCCGCGAUGUGGACUUCGGCGCAGAUCCUGAUGUUGAUCUAAGCUCAGCCUUUAUGUCCAGCGAAAGGGAACUGAACAGUCAUAUUCUGACAUCCUGGACUGGCAGUUAGGAAAUGAUGUCAUGACCUGUGUGCUUCCUGAAUUAACUGCUUAAUGAUUCCACUAGUUAGGUCUGCUGAGUAAGCCUGAACUUUAUCCUGCAGAGACGAAUCCUAGCUGCUGCAUCCAUUCUGUCUUUUAACGGAUCCCUUCUUGGGAUUCACUGUUGCUGACAUGGGUCUGAUUCUCUCUUACCUCCUUGUGGUGCCAGAAUAAAGAAGCUUGUGGUUGUUAUUCUUCCUUAUCAUUUCCUGCUCACACCUAACCAGCAGCGAAAAUGAGCGCUACUUCCUGGUUUAUAAUUGCAAAAAAGGGUUUGGGCUUUCCUGUAUCUGAAUACCAAUAACCUGUCAUUGUUAAGUUGUAAUCUCUUAUGAUUUGUUUUAAAAGGCUUGUACGUAAUAUCAUGUAUAUGAAGUCACGUGUCCAUUUGCACACUGAUUAAAGUACAUGGAGGAGUUUGUGAAUGCAAACUGUAAGCUUUUUUCCAGAAGAAUCUGACAAAUACCCUUCUUUGUUAAAGUGACAUUUUAGUCGUAAAUAUUCUUUUGUUGUUAAAAAUGCUACUUUUUGCAUAAUAUUCUGUAGUUCAACUUGUUCUUGUGAAGCAGUUGGCAGAUUUAACAGGAGGUUGGAAGUGUGGGGAUUCCUGGGGGCAGGGAGCAGCACCUGAUGUCAUCGUUGUGACAAUUUAAUUCCUGUCAGGCCGCUGUCACUGUACUACCCUGUUUGCGUGAUGUGACCCUGUUGCCAAGCAACAUGAAGUUCAGCAACACUUCGCAACUUCCUUUAGCAAACCCUGACUAUACUCUCAGGUUUUUAUUUAAUCCAUGUGUUUGUGGUUUAUUGCGUUAACUUUAUAAUCAUCCAUAGGUCGUCAUUCAUAUUUAUGACUUUCAAACAUUCAGAUAAGUAAUAUCUUUUAAACAAUAAUUUAUUGUUUGGUUGAAAUUAGAUUCUUCAGGAAAUCAACCAUUAGUGAUUUUUUUUUUAUUUACAAUCAUUGUCUCUGCAAAACCUUUUUUUCCUGUUUACAGACUGUGAUGUUACUGAAUUAAGAAUUGUACCAUAUAUUCAAUCUGAUUCAUUUACACCAAUAAGCACUAAGAGCUUAAAGUAUUGUUACCCUUAAGUUUCUAUGAAAUGCUCUGUAACUUAAAUGAUUCCACAAAAACAUUGAUUGGAGUUUAUAAAUGAUGAAGAGUUUCCUUUGUACAUAAUUUAAUUCCUAAUUUCAUUCUGGGAGUCAAUGUGUUUUUCUCUUCUUCCUUAAUGAUUGUUUUUGUGUUUUGUCAACACCUACUGUAUGAUCUACAUAUAGGCUAUAACACAAAUACUCUCCUAUAGUGGUUUUGGAGAAAUUCAGCAUAGGAACUUCAUUUUAGACGUUGAUUGGUUUAGAUCAUUGAUUGGUCCGCUCCUUGCAAUCUGGAAAGGUAGAGUUAUGAAGAUGCAUAGGCCGAUUAUGGCUUCUGAGUUAGUGAAUUACUGUGCAGAUGAUUUAAAAACAGCAAAAUUGAGUGGGCAUGAAGUUCAUUGAAUGGAACACAGCUGGUCAUUUUAAAAAUCCCAACAAUUAAAGAAACAUUAAAAUUGUUUCAUACAGUCUUCCCUAACCUCUGCCCUAUUGUCCUUGGAUGUUUCCAAUGAAGUACAUUGUGCCUAACAUUGUAACUAUGAUGUUUUUAAUAUAGGCUGAAGACGUUUGUUGCACAAAGGCCGUUCUGUUCUGCUGGGCAGUUUAUUUAGGAAAAAAUAAAUGUUGUUGCAUCUGUUCCAGGAUGAAUUAAUGAAAAUAUGAAAAAGCUACCUUGAAGUACCAUUCAGGUACUUUUGUCUUCAAUUACCAAGUCCCCUUUUCAAGAAUACUGGGGAUUAGGUGAUAAAGAACAGCCCCAAAGAUUGAGAUGUCAUUAGCUUUUUUUAAUCUACUCAUUGUAAUAUUUGUGUAUUAACAUCCCACCCUAUCUACUUCUAUUUCAUUUAUACUCUUUUUUUUUUUGGUACCACUUUACAAUAAGGCUCCCUUUUGCCACUUGUAAAUGUUAGUAACUCAUUAAUAAAAAGAAAACUGUGUUAUAACUUGUUUAAAAUUGUCUAUUAAUAAUUGACAAAGUGUUGCAACCUAAUUAACAACCAGAUUAUAAACCAUUCAUAAACUCCUUAUAUGGGUAGCCUUAUUGUAAAGUGGCACCCUUUAAAAAAAAAAUAAAAUUUAAAAAGGGAAAGAUCUUGAAAAUGUCCGUGGGUCUCCAGCCUCCGUGUUUGUCAUUCCAGUGUUUGUUGAAGCAUCUAUUAUAAAGUUCUCAUAGCACGCCGGCCUGAAUCUCCGUGAUUGGUUUUUGGGUCUCGGCUUUUGAGUCCGUCGUUCGUCGUGUUGCCCGCAGGUCUUGGUGAACAUGUACGUUUCUAAUGCCAAUUAAAGGAGACCUGAUGGCAGAGGGCUAUCCCAAGGUGACCUCACGCCGUAUGUCAGCACUUGUGCAAAAUCCUAUGACUUUGUAACACGGCUCGGAGGCACUGAUAGAGAGACCCGGGCUAUAUUGACACAUCUGCAUGUGUUCCCCGGUUGUGUUUUUCUCCCUUGGGUCAAUGUAUUCAAACAAAAACAGCUGCGCUUUGAAUUCGCAGCACGCUGUCACGCACAUCAAAGUACAAGGUGACCUCUUGUCUAUACAUUAGUUUGGCGUGCGACCAGUGAUCAAAGAUACAAAUAAUAAGACCAUUCACCGCCUUCUGUUGGUAUAUUAAUAUCAUUACACGGCACCUCAUGUAGUGCAAAUAUGCGACACUUCAGUCCAAAUCCAGAUACCACUCAAGGUGUCUCAGUGCAAACAGGAAAAUAUUGCAAAUGUUUGAUCUGCUUCAGUCCUGAAUGUAGAUAUACCUGUCUUAUCUACAGGCCGGUUUGAAAUGCAGUUUUCCAUGACUAGUCUGAAUUUAAUUUAUUAUUUUGUUUUAAUUUCAUUUAGUAGUUCAGUAGUCAAACUUAACUAUUCACAUCACGGGGGAACAUUACCAAAGGACGUGAUAAGUCGUGGCUACACCCAUUUUUUGUAAAAUUCAGCUGAUUUGGUUGGUAUCUUAAUUUGCUCAAAUUUUGAAGCAGUUCUAGUAAUGGCUUUGUUUGUCGUUAGUGUUCUUUCGUAAAUAGCAGCAGGUGAUGUGGUCCUUGACCAGAGGAAACCCAUAAGAUGAAUGAAAAUGACAUGUCUAACAAUGGCUGUCUGUGCACAGUGAAAGCAAGCCAUUGUUUAAGAAGGACGACAAGUACGCUUGCUAAGGACAGUACAGUGAUAUACUGUAUAAUAUAACUCAUGUUGUCUUCGUCUUGUGCUUGGAGAAUACAGAUGGUAAUUUUACAUGUAUAAUCAUAUUUUUGUGUGUGUGUUUUGGGCAAUAUCUAAAUUUAUUUAAUUAUCUAAGUAAAAUAUCCUCCCUGUUUUGCUGAAAUAUUUUAUACAACUAAAAAUAUCUUCCAUAUUCUCCAGUUAUUCAACACGCAACAUACAGUAUCCAACCCACAAUAUCAUAUUGCAACUUGCUUAGAUGAAUGAAAUUCAUUUGAAUAGCCCCGUUUUUUGUUAAAUUACAUUUAUUCUCUCCAGUUUUAUUUUGCUUUCCUGAAACAAUAAUAGCAUGAUUUAAAUACCUCAGUAUAAUAAGCAAACGUUACAUGUUUUGCACAUUUUAUUUAGACUUGUAUGCAUCUUGUAAAUGAAUUUUGAUAUAUGCAGUUUUUCAUUUUGUGUUGUUUUUUUGGUUACUAUAUGGGCUGAAACUUAGCGCUAUACUGCAAGGACUGUUGUGACCGUCGUCACAACCUUGGUAUAUUAAAAUCUAGCCACUAUAAUAUGAA
Molecule: messenger RNA, 10971 nt
Organism: Paramormyrops kingsleyae
Lineage: Eukaryota; Metazoa; Chordata; Actinopteri; Osteoglossiformes; Mormyridae
Gene: ctif
Product: CBP80/20-dependent translation initiation factor
Biological process (GO): regulation of translational initiation
Cellular component (GO): cytosol
Molecular function (GO): RNA binding; translation activator activity; protein binding
Source: RefSeq, a predicted model, not a curated record